AUGCUGGGUCACCCACCAGCGUGUGUAAUUGAUGUUGGAACCGGGUACACAAAACUGGGCUUUGCUGGUAACAGGGAUCCCCAGCUGACAAUCCCUUCAGCCAUUUCAAUUAAAGAAACUGCCAAAGUUGGAGAUAACUCGGCCAGAAGAGUGACCAAGGGUGUUGAAGAUUUAGAUUUUUAUAUUGGAUAUGAAGCUUUUAAUUCACCUGGUUAUUCAAUUAAGUAUCCAGUAAGACAUGGAUUAGUUGAAGACUGGGACCUAAUGGAGCGUUUCCUCCAGCAAUGUAUCUUCAAAUACCUCCGAGCAGAACCAGAAGACCAUUAUUUCCUCUUAACAGAGCCUCCAUUAAAUACACCGGAGAAUCGGGAGUACAUGGCCGAAAUAAUGUUUGAGUCUUUCAACGUUCCUGGUCUGUAUAUCGCGGUGCAAGCAGUGCUGGCAUUAGCAGCUUCUUGGACAGCAAAAUCCGUGGAAGAUCGUUCGCUGACGGGAAUAGUAGUCGACAGUGGAGACGGGGUGACCCACGUGAUUCCCGUGGCCUCUGGGUUCGUAAUCGGGAGCUGUAUCAAACACAUUCCCAUCGCCGGACGUGACAUCACGUACUUCAUCCAGAGUCUGCUGAGAGAGCGAGAAGUUGGUAUCCCGCCAGAACAGUCUCUGGAGACUGCCAAGGCUAUCAAGGAGAAGUACUGCUAUAUAUGUCCAGACAUCGCCAAGGAGUUUGCUAAGUAUGACAGCGACCCAACUAAAUUCAAGCAGCACACUGGAGUCAAUAGUAUCACGCAGCAGUCCUUCAAUGUUGAUGUUGGGUAUGAAAGAUUCUUGGGCCCAGAGAUAUUCUUUCAUCCAGAGUUUGCUAAUCCUGACUUUACCACGCCGCUAGGAGAAAUAGUCGAUGAUGUCAUCCAGAAUUGUCCAAUUGAUGUCCGUAGACCGUUGUACAAAAAUAUUGUCUUGUCUGGUGGAUCCACGAUGUUCAAAGAUUUUGGAAGAAGGUUACAGAGAGACGUCAAAAAAAUGGUUGACGCUCGGUUGAAGCUCAGUGAAAAAUUGAGUGGUGGUCAUAUUACGCCAACGGCAAUUGAUGUUCGCGUUAUUACGCAUCAUAAACAACGUUGUGCGGUUUGGUUUGGCGGAGCUUUAUUAGCAAGCGGGCCCGAAUUCUACCAGGUUUGUCAUACGAAAAAAGAUUACCAAGAAUAUGGACCAGGAAUUUGUCGCUACAAUCCAGUGUUCCGCAGUGUUGUUUAA
Molecule: messenger RNA, 1254 nt
Organism: Cotesia congregata
Lineage: Eukaryota; Metazoa; Arthropoda; Insecta; Hymenoptera; Braconidae
Source: the annotation of a GenBank genome assembly